AAAGAAAUUGUGAAGAACCUUCUGGGUAACACCUGCCCUCGCUUACUGGCUGUCAUCGCUGCAGCAGGGAAGUCAGAACUGGAACGGCAAGUGAAGCCAGAGGCUUGGGUGUCCAAAGGCACUAGUCCUGGUCCUGGGCGUCUGCUGCUGGUGUGCCAUGUGUCUGGCUUUCAUCCCAAACCUGUGUGGGUGCGGUGGAUGCGCGGUGAGCAGGUGCAGGCGGGCACUCAGCAAGGCGAAGUGCUGCCCAACGCUGACAGAACAUGGUAUCUGCGAGUGACCCUGGACGUGGCAGCUCGAGAGGCGACUGGCCUGACUUGUCGAGUGAAACACAGCAGCCUCGGAGGCCAUGAUCUAGUCAUCCACUGGG
Messenger RNA from Myotis brandtii (Brandt's bat), 370 nucleotides. Its product is annotated as T-cell surface glycoprotein CD1e, membrane-associated-like. Gene Ontology annotation, cellular component: external side of plasma membrane. Gene Ontology annotation, biological process: antigen processing and presentation, endogenous lipid antigen via MHC class Ib; immune response; positive regulation of T cell mediated cytotoxicity. NCBI's taxonomy places the organism in Eukaryota, Metazoa, Chordata, Mammalia, Chiroptera, Vespertilionidae. The record is from RefSeq and is a predicted model, not a curated record. The annotation marks the transcript as partial. Gene Ontology annotation, molecular function: endogenous lipid antigen binding; lipopeptide binding; exogenous lipid antigen binding. The transcript is spliced from 2 exons.